GGGUGAUGACGUCAGUUGCUCGCGACUGCAUGUUGCGUGACGUCAUGUCACCAACGCCCGGGUUGCGGGGGGGGCCUGUGGACGCCGUGAAUUGACGUCACGCACAGAGACAGAGAGUCUAGAUCUCCGUGUCUCUGCGUGGUUGUGAAGUUCGACAUCGCCACUGCGGGAGAGACAAAGGCGGCCGGGCGUGGUGCUGGAUACCGACCCCCUCGCGUGCCGUGCCGGCCUCCAUAGUUAUCCGGCCCGCUGUGAAAAAAGUUUGGUGACCCCUGCCUUACGUCGUGGGGAACUUCGGGGCCAACUUCCUGGAGUCGUGGAGUUCUUCCAUUACUAAUGCCAGGACGGGAACGAUGAACGAGGGAGGAGAGAUGAAGAUCUACUGCCCGGUCUGCAACUGGGUGGUGAUCAGCCUGCCCGCCCUGGAGGACCACAUGAAGCGGCACAGGGGCCGCACCGAGCCCGUGCUGUACCAGUGCCCCCACUGCCCGUACAGCACGGACAAAGCGGCCACUCUGAUCGGCCACCAGAGGAGCCACGCCGACGAGAAGCUCUACAAGUGCUGGAUGUGCGAUGAAGUUUUCGCAAAUUCGGGAGACUUCUGCUCCCAUCAGAGCGUGCACAUGAAGCGGGCGCGACGCGGGAAGGCGUUCGUCCCACCGCCAGGAGACGCCUCACCGGACGGGAGGAUCCGCGCAGACGAGAGGCCCUACCGCUGCAACGUCUGCGGAGAGGACUUCACUCAGUCGCACCACCUCCUCAACCACCAAAGGAUCCACACGAGCGAGAAGCCGUACGCAUGCACCGUGUGCAGCAAGGAGUUCACGCGCUCAGACAACCUCGUCAUCCACAGUCGGGUCCACACUAGCGAGAAGCCGUACAGGUGCGCCACGUGCGGCAAGGCAUUCAACCAGUCGGGGACGCUCUUCAACCACGAGAAAACCCACGCGGGCGAGAAGCCCUACGGGUGCGCGGUGUGCGGGAAGCGAUUCGCACAGUCAAGGGUCCUCGUCAUACACGCGAGGACCCACACGGGCGAGAGGCCCUACAGGUGCGCCACGUGCGGCAAGUCCUUCGCCCAGUCGGGCAACCUGGGCAUCCACAAGCGCACCCACACGGGCGAGAGGCCGUACGCGUGCGACGUGUGCGGCAGGUCGUUCACGCAAUUGGGCACCCUCCGCGUGCACAAGAGGACGCACGCGGGCGGGGGGCCCUUCGCGUGCCCCACGCGCGGGAAGGCCUCCUCCGGGGCGGGAAGCCUCCGGGCACGCCGGCGGGCCCGCGCGGGUUCGAGCGCGUCGACGCCGCCAGCCAGUCCUCCCUUCCUCCGCCACCGCGCCCGGAAGGUCGUGGCGAGCCUCGGGGGUGAGGGUCCCGCGGCGACCCCCUCGGCAUCGCUGACAUCAGAACACGGAAAGACCCUCAGCUUUGCGACGUGGCCAGGGGUGAAGGUGGAAUGCGACGGUGAAGAUCCUUCCGCCUCCCUGCCGAUCGUGAAGCGGGAGCGCGGAGGGAUCGCCAGCUCUGAGACGUGGGCAGGGGUGAAGGUCGAACUGGGGGGGGAGGAUUCUUCGGUUCUCCUUUCGAUCGUGAAGCAGGAACAGGAAGAAAGCCCUGGCUGUGAGACGCGGCUGGGGUGAAGGUGGCACACGGGAGGCCCAAUCUCAGCUUUGGGAACGAAUGUUGAGGUCUACGCGGGAAGAGUGAAGGAGGAGGCUCCAAGCAAGCAUGUCGAGUGAGAGCGAGUCCUUGGCUGGGACCUUUGUUAAUUUGCUAGCGCGGGUGGAGUAUGUGUACUACACAGAGGGGGCAGGUCUCGUGGAACGGAAAUUUAAACACUCGAGAAGCCGACCGAGAGAGAGAAAUGUUGAGAAAAUGCCGCGCGAUACAUCGGUCGUUCGAAAGCACGAGCGUGUCUGCACGACUGUGAAGGUACACAACGUGAAGGCAAUUUUUUUUGCUCUGAGAACAGAUACACGUGAAGUGAAAACUACGUAGUAGACUCUUUGUUUUAUUUUACCAGGUAAGGCCCACCACUGAGCCACAUAGCUCUUUAUCAGAAGCGACCUGGCCAUCAACGAAGCGGCCUAUCAUCAGUGGCGGUACUGUGGCGCGCAAAACAAACAGUGCAGAAGCAGUACAUAGAUACAUACAAAUUAAUAAAAAAAUACUAUCUAUAAUUGAGGUUUUUAUGGUUUAGAUCACGUAAAUAUAAAUAUGUCGUUAAACCCGCCACCACUCGACAGCACAUACGUAAGGUUUGUCAAGUAAACAGAACAUGCCAAUUCGUUACUAGUGUAAUGUCUCUCAGACGAGACAAGCUGUAGAGGGCUUUAUUUUGAUUAGGGCGCUUAACGAAGAUAACUUGGCCAGGGAUGGCACGCAGAUAACUUGGGCCAGGGAUGACGCGCAAAUAGCAAAGACGCGAAGGCAGCGGCGACGUCAAGACAGCGGCGACCCCGAUCCCACGGCAGCCUUGAACCUUGCUCCUCGCCUCCUUUUAUCUCCGGUGUGUCCCUAACUCCGCCCCUGACCCCCCCCGCUUUCUAGAACUCUCUGGCCUGUUCCCGAACUUCCCUGUUGAUUCCCUCUUGUUGCAACUCGCCCUCUAUUAUUUAUCAACCCUGUAAUUUCCACUCGUAACUGCUCGUCCACGCGGGUAGUUGCCAAAACCCCGACAGGUUCAAUGUUGAAAAGAAUCCGAGCGCCCGACAACACAUGCAGGGAAUGAUCCAUACGUGGAAGCAGAUAAGCGUCUGUCACUGAGACUUUGUUCAAUUUAUGAAAGUCGACGCAAAACCUUAAACUUCCGUCCGGUUUUUUGACCAACACCACAGGGACUCCCCAAGGGCUGGUUGAUGGUGAAAUCAUAUCAGCCGCCAACAUUUCCUUCAACGCCUGCUGUACAUGUUCUUUUUUACAGGACUCAAACUAUAUGAGUUCUAAAUUUUCAUUUAAAGCUUUCGUGACUGCAGUUAUUCAUAUUCUUGGUUCUUUCGGUAAAGUCACGUUGAAGGGAAACAAUAAAAUAAUAAAAUAUAUCUAAAACAAUAAAAUUCUCAUGACGU
Messenger RNA from Petromyzon marinus (sea lamprey), 3068 nucleotides. RefSeq lists its product as uncharacterized. Gene Ontology annotation, molecular function: RNA polymerase II transcription regulatory region sequence-specific DNA binding; DNA-binding transcription factor activity, RNA polymerase II-specific. Gene Ontology annotation, cellular component: nucleus. The record is from RefSeq and is a predicted model, not a curated record. Gene Ontology annotation, biological process: regulation of transcription by RNA polymerase II. Lineage: Eukaryota; Metazoa; Chordata; Hyperoartia; Petromyzontiformes; Petromyzontidae.